Messenger RNA from Nylanderia fulva, 1391 nucleotides. RefSeq names its product ADP-ribosylation factor-like protein 13B. Gene Ontology annotation, molecular function: GTPase activity; GTP binding. Lineage: Eukaryota; Metazoa; Arthropoda; Insecta; Hymenoptera; Formicidae. The record is from RefSeq and is a predicted model, not a curated record. Gene Ontology annotation, biological process: non-motile cilium assembly; receptor localization to non-motile cilium. Gene Ontology annotation, cellular component: ciliary membrane; non-motile cilium.
ACGCAAUUAAUUUUCCCUUUAACGAUGGGUAACUGCAUCAGGAGCGUAUUAAGGAAGCUGAAAAGGAACCGCGGCACGGAAAAGACGAUUAUCCUGCUUAUUGUUGGGUUAGAUAAUGCUGGAAAGUCCUUUGUACUGAAUCACAUUAGUGGAGAUCCAGAUAGGAAUGUACUGCCUACAAUGGGAUUCCGGACAGUGUCUUUAAAACAUAACUCAUAUUCAGUGAAGAUAUAUGACCUCGGUGGCAGUUCUCAGAUUAGAGCAUUGUGGCCUAAAUAUUACAAUGAUAUACAUGGUCUUAUAUAUGUGGUGGAUGCUAGUGAUAUUUCCCGUCUUGCAGAAAAUAAAGUCGUGUUUAACGAAUUAAUAACACACGAGCAUAUUUCAACGAAACCAUUAUUAUUACUUGCAAACAAACAGGAUCUGAAUGGAGCUAUCGAUGAGUUAGAUCUGGUUGAAAAUUUGAAUGUGGAACAGGCAGCCAAUGCUAUGAAAUGUCCAACAAGAGUAGAAACGUGUUCCUGUGUUUAUGAUAAGGAACAAUCAAAGAGUAAUACUAUGGGCAUAAGAAAUGGAUAUAAAUGGCUGUUGGAUACCAUAAUAAAGAAUUAUACUGCUCUGAAUAACAGAAUCAAACAGCCACAAAGUUGUCAACGUGUUCGGAAAUCCCAGUCUGUUGCAUCAAAUACACCAUCAAAAAUUUCUAUACACUCAAAUCCAUUUAAACCCAUUAGAGAUCUCUUGGCAUCAAAGGAUGAAUGUCUGAUAAGUGAAUCGUGCAAUGGUACAAAGAGUAAUGAAAGGAGAAGCAUUCUAAAAGCUUUUAUACGAAGAAAUAAGACUGCCCCUCUUCCAGAUGAACAAUCGACUAUUGAAUGUGAAAAUCUCUCGCGAAAUUUUACACCUAGUGUGGAAACUCUCGCUGGAGAGAAAAGCACACAAACUAUGACUACAAUAUUAGAUCCCUUAAAUUUAAAUACUGAUUAUAAUAGGCAAAGUUAUACUAGUCAAUCAAAUCUAGUCCGUCCAUAUACAGCACCAGAGAGAUCGCAACGAUUAUCAAAUAAAAUAAUUAAUAUUCCUGGACAAGUGCCUCAAUGACAGCAUCUGUAGAUUUUAUAUUAAGUUCAAAAGGGACCAGAUACACAUGUACAUUCAUACAUUACAUCAUAAUAUAAAAUUAUAUCCAUAAAAAUGUAAGAAUUAUUGUAAAAGCAUAUAUAGCUUUUAGAUAAAUAUUUUCAACAUUGCUAUUUUAUAGCAUCGAUUAAUUAUAUAAUAUCUUUUGUAUAAAACACUUUAUACUGUUAAUUUAUUAUUUUUGAAUGUGGAGAAUAUAAAAGUUGUGCAACAUUAAUGUGUAAUAAUAAUUAAUAACAUACAUAUGUAUU